This is a messenger RNA of Daphnia carinata, 1475 nucleotides long. Its product is annotated as glutathione peroxidase-like. Lineage: Eukaryota; Metazoa; Arthropoda; Branchiopoda; Diplostraca; Daphniidae. Gene Ontology annotation, biological process: response to oxidative stress. The transcript has 5 exons. Gene Ontology annotation, molecular function: glutathione peroxidase activity. The record is from RefSeq and is a predicted model, not a curated record.
UCUAAUCAGAUUUUUUGGAAGCAAUAGAAACGCCCCUUUAAAACACGAUUGAUCCUUCCUGUCUUUGCCUCUAUUUUUGAAAGCCACUGCGAAAUCUCAGUCGCAUUGCGAAUCGACUCGCAGUCUGCGGCUCAAAAUGGUAGCCGCUGCUGCGCAUAAGAUGAACGUCCUGCUGUUCAUGUUCAUGUUAUGGAGUGGCCAAAGUUUAGCCGAAGAAGAUUCUGUCGAAAUGUCACCGUCGUUGGGUCAACCGUGUAAUUGUACAGACACAAUUUUCCGGUUCUCCGAGAGAGCGUUGAAUAGCGAAAAGACCAUCAGAUUAUCAACGUUUAGGAACAGAGAUCGUCAAAAGGCGUUGUUGGUCGUUAACGUGGCUACUUACUGAGGGUUCACCGAACAGUACCACGAAUUGAAUGCACUGCAAGAGGAAUUAUUCAGAGAGUUGGCCAUCUUAGCUUUCCCUUGUAAUCAAUUUGGCAAGCAAGAACCAGGGGGAUCAGAUUUAGAAAUCUUGAACGGAAUCCGUUACGUUCGUCCAGGCGAUAAUUUCCAGCCCAAGAUGACGCUGUUCCAAAAGACCGACGUCAACGGUGCUAAUCAACAUCCAUUAUUUGCCUACCUAAAGAGCUGCUGUCCGCCCACUCGAGAGUAUUUCGAGGAAUCGACGAAAUUGUAUUACACCCCAAUUCGUAACAGCGAUAUCCGCUGGAACUUUGAGAAAUUCCUGGUCGAUCGCAAAGGAAUACCCGUGAUGCGCUACGACGCCAUGGUUCGUGUAGCAGACAUGCGCACUGACAUUAAUGCGCUUGUUAAUCUCUAAAAAAAACAUUUAACAUUUUUUACAAAUCGGAUUAAUAACUUUUUCCAUACUCGUUUGUCUCUUUUUUUUUUAAUGAUGUGAGCUUCGCUGGGUUUUAUAUGUUGAGUUUGACACAUGAUCCUCUAGAUCUCAACCGUCUGAAACAUGACGGCGGUCUAAGGGGGGAGGCUAAGCUCUCAGUUGGCUGGAACUCUCGGAAGCUCUUUUGUGCAUUCUAAGGGCAAUCGGAUCGAGUUUCCAUGCCGCAGAGUCUUGUCAUUGACUAUAAUUCCCGAGACUCAUAUCGAUUUUGUCGCUCUAUUUAGUUUGUUUAAUUGAAUAAACGCUCUCCUAUUCUUUGAAGAAGAAAAAAAAGGAAAGGUGGCCUUUUUUCUUUAAACUUUUGCCUUUAGUGAAAAUCUAAUCGCAUAAGGAAAUGGAGAUUCAUUUCUAGUCACGCUGUACGCGCACUAGAAAGAUAUUGAAUUGCCUAUUAGAAUAGAAUAAGAAGACGCAAUUUUUGUGUUGUUGUAAUCCAAUCUAGCUCUGUAUCGCAGCAGAAAAACAAACUGAUAGUUCGAGUGUCUGUGAAAGACGUGGACUUGUCGAACCCAGUAUCCUGUUGACAAGAAGCCGUUCCAAUGUAAUCUCGAAUAAACAUCACUGCUCGCAGGGA